AUGCCUCCGUCUCCUCGCCGGAACUCACUCGCCUCGCCGCCAUCGAACCCGACCUCCACUUCCACCGCUCCGCGAACAAAUCCCGACAACCCUCGCACACGCUAUCAGUCGGGCCAUGUACUCGAUCAUAUCGAUUCGUACGUCCUGCGCGGAGAGGACACGACGCAUUCGCCGGGCGAAUCGAGGUUGCCGUCGCCUCCGCCGUCAAUUCGAUGUGGCGGAGGAGACGGUCCAGGGAGACGAGAGGAAGAGGCGGAGGAGAGGACGCUGACGAGUGGGAGCGGGAACGGCGGCGCAGGACGCGACGGGCUCGACGAUGCGGAGAAAGGCUUGAGAUCGAGGAAGGGUGCUGGUGUGGAGGACGGCGAGAAGAGGCGAAGCAGCAAGGAGGGCGGUGGAGGAGAACCAUCGAGGGACCCUGUCACGCGGCAGUGGAAGAACGACGUCGUUACGUUCGACUCGAAGGACGACCCCGCAAACCCCAAGAACUGGACGUUCCGCCGGCGAUACUUCCUCGUCGCUUUGCUCGGCAUGACGACGAUGUGCUCGACCUUUGCCAGCUCGAUCUUCUCGACAGCGACACCGGCGGUCGCAGCAGAGUUUGGCGUGUCGACCGAGGUCGCGACGCUCGGGACCUCGCUCUUUCUCUGCGGCUUCAUUCUGGGCCCGAUCAUCUUUGGACCGCUGAGCGAAGUCUACGGCCGCAAGACCAUCUUCAUCGGCACCUUCGCCUUCAUCUGCUUCAGUGCCGGUACAGCGACGGCGAAAGACUUACAGACGAUCAUGCUCACUCGCUUCUGGGCUGGCGUCGGAGCCUCUGCCGCCCCAUCAGUAGUCGGCGGCGCUCUUGCGGACCUCUUUGAGGCAAGGGAGAGAGCGACCGCCGUGGUCUUCUACAGUCUCGCAAUUGUCGCCGGUCCGACCGUCUCGCCCGUCAUUGGCUCCGCCGUCACCGUCUCGUAUCUCGGCUGGAGAUGGACUGAAUACCUCGUCGUCAUUCUUUCAUCAUUCGUCGGGUUGAUCUCGGUCAUCGUCGUCCCCGAGACUUUCGCGCCCGUCAUCCUGACUCGCAAAGCGAAGAAGCUGCGCUUCGAGACGAAGCGAUGGGCGCUGCAUAGCAAGCACGAGGAAAACGACUUCUCCCUCAAGCACUUUGCCGAGAAGACUUUGACGCGGCCGAUCCUCAUGCUAGUCAAGGAACCUAUGGUGACCGCCAUUUGCACCUACAACUCCUUCACCUACGGCACACUCUAUCUCCUCUUCUCCUCCGUCCCUAUCAUCUUCGAGGAAGGACACGGCUGGACGGCCAUCCAGAGCUCGAUGACCUUCCUGGCCGUACUAGUCGGAACGCUCAUCGCCGCCUUCAUCAACUACCUCUAUUCGCGCUUCGUGUUCGCCCGGCACAUCGACAAACACGGGUCAGCGCCGCCCGAGAUGCGCCUUGGACCGAUGAUGGUCGGCGGAAUCGUCUUCCCCGUCGGCUUCUUCCUCCUGGGAUGGGCGCCUGUAGCGGGCAAGAUUGUUGGACUCGCGUUCGUGGGAGUCGCGUUCUUGCUGAUCUUCCAAGCCGGUAUUAACCUUUUGAUCGACGCGUAUGUCCAAUAUUCAGCUUCAGCCGUCGCCGCCAACACCUUCCUUCGUUCGAUCUUCGCUGCCGCCCUCCCCCUCGUCGCCAUGCCUCUGUUCCACAAUCUCGGGGUCAACUUCGCUUGCACGCUACUCGGCUGCAUCGCGGCAGCACUGGGCUUUGUGCCGUUUGCGCUAUACCGCUAUGGUCCCAAGCUCCGCGGCAUGUCUUCCUUCGCCAAGGCAGGCUGA
This is a messenger RNA of Rhodotorula toruloides NP11, 1818 nucleotides long. Its product is annotated as MFS multidrug transporter. Gene Ontology annotation, biological process: transmembrane transport. Lineage: Eukaryota; Fungi; Basidiomycota; Microbotryomycetes; Sporidiobolales; Sporidiobolaceae. Bases 1 to 1818 code for a protein of 605 amino acids. The transcript is spliced from 12 exons. Gene Ontology annotation, molecular function: transmembrane transporter activity. The record is from RefSeq and is a predicted model, not a curated record.